UCAUUUCCAUUCUCUGCUGCAUCCUUCUGUCGCAUUCAAGCUUCGGAAUCCGAGGAAACUGCUGCUCUGUUCCUCGUUUCACACAGUCUCCUCCCGGGAUCCACGCAGUCACCAUCAUGAACACUCUGAACCAACAGUAUGAGGAGAAGGUGCGUCCCUGCAUCGACCUCAUCGACUCUCUUCGCUCUCUGGGAGUAGAGAAGGACUUGGCGCUGCCUGCUAUCGCCGUGAUCGGAGACCAGAGCUCGGGGAAGAGCUCCGUGUUGGAGGCGCUGUCAGGUGUGGCUCUGCCAAGAGGAAGUGGCAUUGUGACAAGAUGUCCUCUCGAGCUGAAGAUGAAGAGAAGGAGAGAAGGAGAAGAGUGGUACGGGAAAAUAAGCUACCAGGACUAUGAGGAAGAGAUAAAAGACCCUGCCGAUGUGGAGAAACUGAUAAGAGAAGCUCAGGUCAAAUUGGCAGGGAUCGGGGUUGGGAUCAGUGAUGACCUCAUCAGUCUAGAGAUCGCCUCUCCUGAUGUUCCUGACCUGACACUCAUUGACCUGCCCGGCAUCACCAGGGUGGCUGUAAAGGGACAGGCUGAGGACAUUGGAGACCAGAUAAAGACACUGAUCCAGAGGUUUAUAACAAAACAAGAGACCAUCAGCUUGGUGGUUGUUCCGUCCAAUGUGGACAUAGCAACCACAGAGGCUUUGCAGAUGGCACGGGAGGUGGAUUCUUCUGGAGACAGGACUUUGGGUAUCUUGACCAAGCCUGACCUGGUGGACAAAGGCGCAGAGGAGGGGGUGGUUGAUGUUGUCCGUAAUUUGGUCAUCCAUCUGAAGAAGGGCUACAUGAUCGUCAGGUGCAGGGGUCAGAAGGAGAUCACUGACAGGGUUUCUCUCACUGAAGCCACAGAGAGAGAAAAAGCUUUCUUCCACGAUCAUGUGCAUUUCAAGGUUCUCUACGAUGAAGGCCAUGCAACGGUUCCUAAACUGGCUGAAAAACUCACCCUUGAGCUGGUGCAUCAUAUCCAGAAAUCUCUACCUCAACUAGAAAAGCAGAUAGAGAUGAAACUAACAGAGACCCAAGAAAAGCUUGAAAAAUGUGGCAGUGGACCCCCACUUGAUGCAGCUGAGAGACUCGGUUUUCUCAUUGACAGAGUGGCAGCGUUUACACAGGAAGCUAUCAGCCUCAGCACCGGGGAAGAAGUCCAAUUUGGAGACCGACUCAAUAUCUUUGCCACACUCAGACAACAGUUUACGGGUUGGAAAAAUACUAUAGUGAAUUCUGGAGUAAUAUUCAACCUGGAUAUUGAGAGAGAAGUGAAUCAGUAUGAAAAGAGGUACCGUGGGAGAGAACUUCCGGGAUUCAUAAACUACAAGACCUUUGAGGACAUGGUCAAGGAGCAGAUCAAAAAGCUGGAAGUACCUGCUGUCCUGAAGCUCAAGGAAGUGACAGACCUUGUGAUGAAAGAGCUGUUUGAGUUGGCAGAGAGCAGCCUUGUUGGAUUUCCUAAUCUCAUCAAAAUAGCUCAGCUAAAGAUCAACGCCAUCAUAAAGGAGAAGGCGACUGCAGCGGAGUCCAUGCUGAAGACUCAGUUUAAGAUGGAAAUGAUUGUUUACACUCAGGACAACAGAUACAGCAAGAAGCUGGUGAAACGCAAGAGGGAGCAAGAUAAGCCUGGUUCAUUUGGUAUCAAUGACAAUGGGGGCACCUUGAAAGAGAUGAUUAAACACCUGAAGUCUUACUACAAAAUUGCUGGUCAGCGACUGGCUGACCAGAUCCCGAUGAUCAUCCGCUACCAGGUGAUGCAGGAGUGUGCCGUCCAGCUGCAGAGGGAGAUGCUGCAAAUGUUUCAAAACCACGGGAACACAGAGUUUCUCCUUCAUGAGGACCGUGACAUAAAAACAGACAGAAUCGUCAAUCAGAAUUGCAUCAAGCGAUUGUCAGCGGCACGCAUUCUGUUAACUGACUUUAGUCUGAACACAUACAACUUCAACCAAGGGAGUAGGUUUGGUCCCACCAAGGGAAGCUACACAACAACCCACCCAGUACCUCCCACAGCCACCCCUGUGAUGGUGACUGCUGCAAAAAGCAAAAAGCAAAAAUACCACCACUUUUUCAUUUCCAUUCUCUGCUGCAUCCUUCUGUCGCAUUCAAGCUUCGGAAUCCAAGGAAACUGCUGCUCUGUUCCUCGUUUCACACAGUCUCCUCCCGGGAUCCACGCAGUCACCAUCAUGAACACUCUGAACCAACAGUAUGAGGAGAAGGUGCGUCCCUGCAUCGACCUCAUCGACUCUCUUCGCUCUCUGGGAGUAGAGAAGGACUUGGCGCUGCCUGCUAUCGCCGUGAUCGGAGACCAGAGCUCGGGGAAGAGCUCUGUGUUGGAGGCGCUGUCAGGUGUGGCUCUGCCAAGAGGAAGUGGCAUUGUGACAAGAUGUCCUCUCGAGCUGAAGAUGAAGAGAAGGAGAGAAGGAGAAGAGUGGUACGGGAAAAUAAGCUACCAGGACUAUGAGGAAGAGAUAAAAGACCCUGCCGAUGUGGAGAAACUGAUAAGAGAAGCUCAGGUCAAAUUGGCAGGGGUCGGGGUUGGGAUCAGUGAUGACCUCAUCAGUCUAGAGAUCGCCUCUCCUGAUGUUCCUGACCUGACACUCAUUGACCUGCCCGGCAUCACCAGGGUGGCUGUAAAGGGACAGCCUGAGAACAUUGGAGACCAGAUAAAGCGACUGAUCCAGAGGUUUAUAACAAAACAAGAGACCAUCAGCUUGGUGGUUGUUCCGUCCAAUGUGGACAUAGCAACCACAGAGGCUUUGAAGAUGGCACAGCAAGUGGAUCCUUCUGGAGACAGGACUUUAGGUAUCUUGACCAAGCCUGACCUGGUGGACAAAGGCGCAGAGGAAGCGGUGGUUGAAGUUGUCCGUAAUGAGAUCAUCCACCUGAAAAAGGGCUACAUGAUCGUCAGGUGCAGGGGUCAGCAGGAGAUCACCGACAGGGUGACCCUUACUGAAGCCACAGAGAGAGAAAAAGCCUUCUUCCACGAUCAUGCGCAUUUUGACACUCUCUACAAUAAUGGCCAUGCUGGUAUUCCUAAACUGGCGGAGAAACUCACACUUGAGCUAGUGCAUCACAUUGAGAUAACUCUGCCUCGGCUGGAAGAGCAGAUAGAGGAGAAACUAGCAGAGACUCAAAGAGAAAUGGAGAGAUACGGCGUCGGACCCCCAACCGAUGCAGCUGAAAGACUUUUCUUCCUCAUGGAUAAAGUGACAGAAUUCACACAGGAUGCCAUCAGUCUCACUACAGGAGAGGAGCUCAAGUGUGGAGACAAGCUCAAUGUCUUUUCUACACUCCGAGAAGAGUUCGGGAAGUGGAAUGCCCACCUGGACCUCUCAGGAGAGAAGUUUAACGACAGGAUUGAGAGGGAGGUGGUGGGAUAUGAGGAGAAGUACCGUGGAAGAGAACUGCCCGGCUUCAUCAACUACAAGACCUUUGAGGUUAUGAUCAAGGAGCAAAUCAAACAGCUGGAAGAGCCGGCUGUCAAGAAGCUCAAGGAUAUAAGCGACAUGAUUAGAAAGGCUUUCAUUCAGCUGGCCCAGAGUAGCUUCAUUGGAUUUCCUAACCUCAUUAAAACAGCCAAGACGAAGAUCGAAGCCAUCAAGCAAGAAAAGGAGUCCACUGCUGAAUCAACGCUGAGAACCCAGUUCAAGAUGGAGCUGCUUGUUUACUCUCAGGACCGGACGUACAGCAACAGCUUGAGUGACAGGAAGAAGGAAGAGGUUGACGAGGACGAAGAAAAAUAUGAUCAAGACAGAAGUAUUGUAUAUUGCAUGGACAAUCGUGCGACGAUCCAGGAGCUAAUGUUGCACCUUCAAUCAUAUUACAAAAUCGCCGGACAGCGUCUGGCUGACCAGAUCCCGCUGGUGAUCCGCUACCAGAUGUUGCAGGAGUCUGCUGUCCAGCUGCAGAAGGAAAUGCUGCUGAUGCUUCAGGACAAGGAUAAUUUUGACUUCUUGCUGAAGGAGGAUUUCGACGUAGGCACCAAGAGGGCCAAUUUGCAGAGUCGCCUUAAGCGUCUCACAAAGGCCCGAAAAUUCCUGGUGGAGUUCUAGUAGAGAUCAGGCAAAGGCACAGUUUGAGCAAUAAUGUUGGGGGAUCAUCAAAUUCUAUAUUU
Gasterosteus aculeatus aculeatus (three-spined stickleback) is the source of this 4147-nucleotide messenger RNA. RefSeq names its product interferon-induced GTP-binding protein Mx. Gene Ontology annotation, biological process: receptor internalization; synaptic vesicle budding from presynaptic endocytic zone membrane; defense response to virus. The record is from RefSeq and is a predicted model, not a curated record. Gene Ontology annotation, molecular function: microtubule binding; GTP binding; GTPase activity. NCBI's taxonomy places the organism in Eukaryota, Metazoa, Chordata, Actinopteri, Perciformes, Gasterosteidae. Gene Ontology annotation, cellular component: nucleus; plasma membrane; cytoplasm.